Molecule: messenger RNA, 2137 nt
Organism: Closterium sp. NIES-67
Lineage: Eukaryota; Viridiplantae; Streptophyta; Zygnematophyceae; Desmidiales; Closteriaceae
Source: the annotation of a GenBank genome assembly
AGAUAUGGAAGCAGAACGAUAACAGCAAUUUGUGGUCGCUGACAAUCUUUAGGCGUUUCCGCAAGCGUCACGUAAGCCGCUUGGAGAUAUCCGGCGCGCUUUGAACAACGCAGGUGCAUGGGGACUUAGAACAGUUGAGAAACUAGGAACAGCCGUGACGGCGCGGGAAAAUGCCCGUAACUAAAGGACGACCGCGCGAAAUGUCGCCGCUCUUCCGCGGUUCCUUCGUCCUCCGCCUCAUCGUCCUCGUUUCGCACAGCAUCUAGCUUCGAAGAUCGUGUUAAGAUGGUUCGCUAAGAGGCACCCGUUAUAAGCAGAACCGUUAUACGCAGACGACUAGACAAAAUGUCCCCACUCUUCCAUUACUCCUUCGUGCUCUGCCUCCUCGUCCUCGUCUCGCACAACAUCUGGCACCGGCGAUCGCUCUCGAACCUCCCCAACCCCGCCCUCCCCUCGAUAAUACCGACCCCUUUUAAGUCACUCUUCCCGUCAGUCUCGCUCAAUGGAAUCACGUUUCUGUCUAAGGAGUGCCAGAGCCUCACCCAGUUACCCUAUCAGGCCGCCAACAAUCCCCAAGCCCUCUUCACCCCACACGGCAUGCCGACCUUCGUCUUCGCCUCCUCCCAUCGCCUUCAUGCAUCCGCCUUUGCAAUUGUGGGGCUGGGAGCACGAGCAGCGAGGUACCUGUGGGGGAGCAGAGAGGAGACGUGCCUCUGGAUCUCACUGGAUGGACCCAGGGCUAUUCCAGGAACUCUGAUCUACUACUUUCCAGAGGACACCACUGGGCUUAAGGUGGACGGGUUACCACCUAAAGACCCCAGCAGACUGUUGCUGUACGAGACUGUGAUUGUGCAGUGCGUGCUCAAUGCACCCACUCCUGCUGACGCUGGUGGGUCUCUGUUCCUCACUAUUCACGGUGACGAGGUGCUUAUAAGGAGGGAGGAUAUUCCGGAAAGGAGGAAUGGGUCUGCUGGUCUCCUGGCUCUCGACCCUCCUACGCCUCUCCCCCACUGGCUCACAGUCUGCACCCAACUCAUCACCCAACCAGUGCGAGUGGAGCGAGUGCUAGAGCAGAUCCAGCUCUUCGCGUACUAUGGAGCUGAUAGCUUCCUUAUCUAUGACGGGGGGGGCGUGGACGACAUGUUGAGGCAUGCUCUAAGGCCGUACAUCACAGCAGGGAUAGUCAAGAUCGUGCCGCUUAUGGGGUUGUCGCACCUUUCAGCUCACCUGGACGUGCUUAUAACGAACGACUGCCUCUACCGCACGCGCUUCACCUCUCGUUGGGCCAUCUUUGUCUCGUUAGAGGAGCUCCCGUUUGUGUUCAAUGGCCGCCUGUCGCUGCGCAUGGCUCUAGAGGACAACGAGGACGCCCCCUGGAUAUCUCUGGGGUCGUACGAGUGGAGCAUCAAGCUGUGCGCCCCACCUAGUGCCCCUGCUGGAGAAGAGUGGCUGGCCCAGCAGAUGGUCUACCGCAUGCCCACUCCCACCUGCUCCCACCCCACAACAAACGCCUCAGCUGCAGACCACUGCCUGGGUGCUGCUGGUUACCGUCGGUUACUGUUCAACCCCAGGCGAGUGGAGGUGUUACAGCCGCAUGCUGCUGUAAAGCCUAAUAAUGAAGGCGUGGAUAUAUCUGCGAGGAAGAUCAAUAUUAAUCGAUAUAAGGGCAUAACCACACCAGCAGCACUGGUGUGCGACCGAAUCGUUCCACAUGUGUUGGACCCAGAAGGCUUCAUUCCAAACCCAGAGCAGAAGAUAUUUCUGAUAAGAGACUUGAUCACCAGUGGCCGAGCCUCUGGAGCAGUCUCUUUGCUCCAAGCUUAAAAUUCGACACUAGGCACCCAACCCAAGGAAAAGGGGUUGAGAGCACCAGGUAAAGCACCUGGGAAAAUGGGUGGGUCGGGGGUGGGGCCUGGGCCGAGGGUGGUUGGUUGGGGAAGUGGGAUAUUGGAAAUUUAAUAUCCAAAUGUAUACGAUACCCACUGAAGCGAGUUGAUACUGUGCAAUCAAGGCACCCCACUUGCUUGACUUAGGGGCUCUUCAUCUGGUUUCGUAAGGCAAGCUCCAAAUGACUUUUCUUGUUUGUUCAGGGGGCUCUAGUUUGUUUUGUUAUGAUUGAAUACCGUUCUUUCGUACA